Molecule: messenger RNA, 2430 nt
Organism: Sclerotinia borealis F-4128
Lineage: Eukaryota; Fungi; Ascomycota; Leotiomycetes; Helotiales; Sclerotiniaceae
Source: the annotation of a GenBank genome assembly
AUGAAGUCCGUGACACUCCUCGCCACCGUGGCAUUGGCCUCGUUGUCGAGUGCGCAUGCAGGACCUGCCAUGCCAAAGUUGAUGGGUGGAAGAGAGUUCCUUCAAAAAAUCAAAGGUCGCAAUGCUCUGCCAGCUUCAAUCGCUACCCCUGUGCAUGUGGAAGAACGAACGCCUGGGGUUGGCCUGAGAGCCGACAACCCAAAUACUUGCGGUCCAGGUGUUGGCAGUUGUGUAAAUGCCUGCUGCUCUCCAGAAGGAUACUGCGGUACCACAGCAGACUAUUGCGCGGCUCCAGAUUGCCAGUUCAAAUAUGGACCUCUCUGUGAUACACUCCAAGCUCCAGCUGGUGCUUCGACAGCAAAUAUUGCUCGUCCCCAUAUCGGUGCCGUUCCAUAUGGAGGAGCUGGUAUUUACGAUUGCCAAGUUGCCGGAGAUAUUGCUUUUACCUUUGAUGACGGACCUUAUCUUUAUACUAAUGACCUUCUUGACAAGCUUGCAGCUUAUGGAGCUAAAGCUACCUUCAUGAUCACCGGCAAUAACCUCGGGAAAGGUGCAAUUGAUACCACUGCAAAGUAUGUUACUAUCAUCAAACGCAUGAUUGCCGAAGGACAUCAAAUCGCAUCUCACACCUGGGGUCACCAAAACCUGACGUCUCUUGAUCCAACAACAUUCAAAAACCAAAUGAUCUUCAACGAGAUGGCAUUUAGAAACAUUCUCGGAUAUUUCCCAACGUAUAUGAGACCCCCUUAUUCCGAGUGCAAUGCCACCUGUGGUGAUCUUAUGGCAGACUUGGGAUAUCAUGUGACCUAUUUCGAUUUGGAUACUGCGGGGUAUCUGAAUGAUGCUACAACUCUCAUUCAGAACUCCAAGAACAUUUGGGAUGCAGCUAUUGCCACCGCUAAUUCUGCUACGGGCAAUUUCCUGGAAAUCGAGCAUGACAUCCAUUAUCAAACCGUCUAUAACCUUACUGACUACAUCCUCGCAUCAAUGUACUCUCAUGGAUUCAAGUCCGUUACCGUUGGCGAUUGUCUCGGUGAUCCGUCCGCGAAUUGGUACAGAAGCGGAAAUGCUAGCGCCCCUGUUCCUACACCAAGCCAGCAGGUUUCCGAUGACGGUUCCUGCAAUGCAGCUAUCACCUGUCUCGGUUCUGUCUAUGGAAACUGCUGCUCUAUAAACGGAUAUUGCGGAUCUACCGAUGCCUACUGCGGUACAGGCUGCCAACCCGGUAGCGGCUCUUGUUCUGGUUCAUCUUCGACUACAAUCUAUACCAGCACUACUAAAACAUCAACUUCUGCGCAACCAACCAGCACGCAAAAGGUUUCUGCAGAUGGAAGCUGCUCAGGCUCUAUUACUUGUAUUGGAUCAAGCUUUGGUAACUGCUGCUCGCAACAUGGAUACUGUGGAAGCACUACCAAUUACUGCGGUAUCGGAUGUCAAUCCAUCGCCGGAACAUGCUCAGUAUCCGGUGCCUCCACCGCCAAAUCUACCACCACAUCCACGACAUCCACCGCCGUUGCUACUUCGACUUUAGAAGUUAGUAUUGAUGGAUCAUGUGGUGGUACUACGAAGGAAACGUGCCAGGGAAGUAGUUACGGCUCGAAUAAAAAACAACCCCUCCUCAAUAUCACAACUCCAAAGCCCCUUGUCAUCCCUCAAUACUUAUUAUUCUCUCUCUUCACAACUGCUACUUAUCUUAUCAAUACACUACCCUACACUCCACCUCACAUACAAACCACGCAAACAUCUUUCUCCGAACAAGCACCCGCGAAUAUGACAACCCAAACACCAGACUCCCAGAUUAAUCACGCGGAUGCUAUUGAAUAUUGGGAAAACAUAGAAGCAAGUGAUGAUGGUAUGUUAGGGGGUUUUCCGUAUAUCAGUCGGGUGGAUAUACAGGGGUCGAGGAAUUUUCUGGGGAAAUUGGGGGUUAAGGGGGGGAAAGUGAGGAGGGCGGUGGAUUGUGGUGCAGGGAUUGGUCGAAUUACGAAAGCACUACUUCUCAGUAUUGCUACAACCGUGGACAUUGUAGAACCAGUAACAAAGUUCUCUUCCGCGCUCGUGGAUCACCCAGGAGUCGGCCAAAUAUAUCCCGUUGGUCUUGAAGCAUGGACACCAGAUCCGGAAACCCAAUACGACUUGAUAUGGAACCAGUGGUGUCUAGGUCAUUUGACAGACUCUCAAUUAGUGGAAUAUUUUCAAAAAUGCGCCAACAUGUUGAGUGAAGAGGGUUGGAUCAUAGUCAAGGAAAAUAUGAGCACCCACGAUGGCGGUGAUAUGUUCGACGAUGUUGACAGCAGUGUCACGAGGACUGAUGAGAAGUUCCGCGAACUCUUCGAAAAAGCUGGCUUGAAAUUAUUUAAGACGGAACUGGCGAAGGGUUUCCCAAAGGGUUUGUACCCUGUGAGGUUAUAUGCGUUGAAACCGGAAUGA